Messenger RNA from Fonsecaea multimorphosa CBS 102226, 825 nucleotides. RefSeq lists its product as uncharacterized. Bases 1 to 825 code for a protein of 274 amino acids. The record is from RefSeq and is a predicted model, not a curated record. Lineage: Eukaryota; Fungi; Ascomycota; Eurotiomycetes; Chaetothyriales; Herpotrichiellaceae. The transcript has a single exon.
AUGUCUAUUCCUACUGAACAAUUUUCACACCUUGCUUUUGCCGAAGACAAUCCCGACUCACCGCUGCUGGAGGAGAUGCGGUUCAACGACACGCCCUUGGCGGAAAGGAAGAUGAUCGUCAGGGAUAUCAUUUCAUCGUUUGACGCCUACAUCCUGCCGGCAGAAUUCAAGCCCGACGUCUAUGAGAGAAUAACCGAAGAGCAAGCCAGAAGAGCACCCACUGAAUGGACCAUACGAGACGACUUACACGCUACUCUGAUGCAAUGGGGGUCCCACGACGAAACUGCAUGGACGCUGCUGCGUAGAAUUGCUCCCCGGGACCGAGCUCUCCAGUUUGGACAAAAGUUGCGGAGACGAUUCAACGAGCAGUUCGAGCGGUAUGAUGACAGAGUGCUCAAUGCACGCCGUAUGACAGCGGCAGAUCUACGGACAGAGAUCGCGGAGAUAUGCAGCCAACUCCAUGCACUUGUACGUGUUGCCACUGCCGAGGCGGAUCGAUAUAACAUCACGAUGGUUUUGCUCGAGGCUUUGGGAAAGGUCUGCGAACGGGACGAUGAGGUUGAGCCUGCUCGACGGAGCGGACGGCUGUCGAUGGAAGGGGCCGCUGAGGGUGCUGAAGUGGUUCGGACUCUUUACCGCAGCCUAAUACAGGAUGUCUCGACCGAUUUCAUGCUCGAUGCCCUUGAUAUUAUUGGGGAGAAGUGGCCGAGGACGUUGAUGACCCGCGAGGCAAGGGACCAAUUGUCGACAAUUAACGCGAUUCUGCACGAGAAGGUUGCUCCACACGAUUACCAGACCAGGUUACAGUCCCUUCUUACAGGAUAG